CGCCGAGCGGCGCCACUCGGAGCGGGGCACCCGGCGCCGCAGCCAUGAGCUACGACCGCGCCAUCACCGUCUUCUCGCCGGACGGGCACCUCUUCCAGGUGGAAUACGCCCAGGAGGCGGUGAAGAAGGGCUCCACGGCGGUUGGAGUAAGAGGGAAGGAUAUUGUUGUUCUGGGUGUGGAGAAGAAGUCUGUGGCAAAACUUCAGGAUGAAAGAACCGUGCGGAAGAUCUGUGCCCUUGAUGACAAUGUCUGCAUGGCUUUUGCAGGGCUUACAGCUGAUGCCAGAAUAGUUAUAAAUAGAGCUCGUGUAGAGUGUCAGAGCCACAGACUCACGGUGGAGGAUCCUGUCACUGUGGAAUACAUCACGCGCUACAUCGCUAGUCUGAAGCAGAGAUACACUCAGAGCAAUGGCCGCAGGCCUUUUGGGAUCUCUGCUCUUAUUGUGGGAUUUGACUUUGAUGGAACCCCCCGCCUGUAUCAGACUGACCCAUCUGGCACUUACCAUGCCUGGAAGGCCAAUGCCAUUGGCAGGGGAGCCAAAUCUGUGCGUGAAUUCCUGGAGAAAAACUACACUGAUGAAGCCAUCGAGACAGAUGACCUAACUAUUAAACUUGUCAUCAAGGCUCUUCUUGAGGUUGUACAGUCUGGUGGGAAAAACAUUGAGCUGGCAGUUAUGAGACGAGAUCAGCCACUGAAGAUUUUAAGCCCUGAAGAAAUUGAGAAGUAUGUUGCUGAAAUUGAAAAAGAAAAGGAAGAAAAUGAAAAGAAAAAACAGAAGAAAACAUCAUGAUGACUGAAAUUCAACUGCUUAGCUGCUUUUUAAUUCAAGUGAUGGGUUAUUCUGUAUAGAGAACAUGUAGGCAUUCCACUUAUUCAUACUGUGCCCCUCUUGAGACAUACAAUAAACCUACAGUUUUUUUUUAACUCUUAUUUUAAGGAAAUCUAUUUUUUCCUUUAAUUUUAAUUACCUUCCAACUAUUUUGGUUGACUGCAAAAUAGCAAGAUCCAUUAAAGAACAAAAAWUUGCCUUUCAUUUCUUGACACUUUAAUACUUCUCUUCCUCUCUGUCUGAGCUCUUAGCUUUACCCUUUAGCUGGCUCUUAUAACWCUGUUGUAACCUCUGUGAAGCAUGAAGAGGGUUUUUUUUUUUCUUUCCUGAAUUGUAUUUCUGAAUUCAAAGGUCUCUGGCCUGGAUGUAAUGUUUAACACCUGGCACGAGUGGUUCUGCAUUUCCC
Messenger RNA from Nothoprocta perdicaria, 1236 nucleotides. RefSeq names its product proteasome subunit alpha 7 (gene PSMA7). Bases 45 to 791 code for a protein of 248 amino acids. Gene Ontology annotation, biological process: ubiquitin-dependent protein catabolic process. The record is from RefSeq and is a predicted model, not a curated record. NCBI's taxonomy places the organism in Eukaryota, Metazoa, Chordata, Aves, Tinamiformes, Tinamidae. Gene Ontology annotation, cellular component: proteasome core complex, alpha-subunit complex; nucleus; proteasome core complex. The transcript is spliced from 7 exons.